CAUUAUGUGUUUAUGGUCUGAAUCACUAGUUUGAAGUUUUCUUCAAUACAACAUGAUGUUAAUUUUUUCAAAUUAUUGUCCUAUUUAAAACAAUAUAGACGUUAAAGCAGAGUGGUUUUAGGGCGUGGCUACCGUGUGAUUGACACUCAGGGGGACCUGCCUAUUUAUCCCGAUAGAGGCCAGAGCGAUGUGUCGGACGUUUAACUUGUCAUUGUGUUUUCAAUUCAUCAGAGUUAGCUCUUACAUGUUGUUUGCCUGAAAAUGUCUUGUUCGGUGUUCAGUUGUUCUAAAAGACACUCAGAGGAGUCGGCGGUUCAAUUUGUAAGUACAUUUUGUUUUAAGCCUCUUAUUUCUUUGCUUGCCAAAAUUAGCAUCCCUGUUAAUAUCAAGUUCAGGUGAAGAUGCACAUUGCUAACCAAGCCAGCUAGUGCUAGCGUUAGCUGAUAAUUUAGUGAUUGCUAUCUAUGCUAACGGUACCUGGGCCCGCUGGGCAGGUAACCUGUGUCAACCUGGGUUAGCUCGUGGAGGUGUUCAGUCAAAGCCCAAUAAAAAGGUCAAUUUAAUAGAUGUUAAUCUAACGGUUUUUGGUUUGUGUUUCUCGCAUAAUGUGACCCAGUUUAAGUGAUCUGCAUUAGUGUAAUGUGCAGCGUUAAUGUUAGUUAAUACAUUGUCCAUCAAGACGUCGUGAUAGUUCAAGUUAAGGUAACGUGACGUAUACAAAAUGUGUGGAAAAAUAUUUGUCAUAUAGAAGAUUGUUCAUUUAAUACUCAAACCAGUCCUCAACUGAGGUAGAAAUUCAUGCACAUAUCCUGACAGCUGAUGGAUAUUUGUGAUAAACUGUGAUCCACCACAUCUUUACUCAAGUGUUUGUCUUUUGUCAUUUGAAAGGUUUGUGAAAACCGGGUGAUCUGCGCCAACAGGAGGAGGACCGUAUGUAUGGAGCAGCCCAUUUAUAUUAAAUAACAAUAGAAUAGAAACUAAUACUCAGUUUGGUGUCAUUGUGCAGGUUCACGUCAUGAUGGUUCUCAGCUCUCGGUGAUGCUCUUUAUUCUGAAACAGAAUCAUACCUACAGAUGUUUUGACUCCUGUCAUCAAUAAUGAAAUGAACUACAGCUGAAAACUAGCCGACUAACACUGAACCAAACUUAAUAUGAACAAACACGAGACACACGUCCACUGCUCUGCUCUUUAACAGCACGUCCAGACACGAUAGUUCACUGUAAAAAUGUUAUCAUUAAGUGACUGUAACUUACCGACAUUGACAACCCGCUGUCACUGUUAACAGUAAGUUCAGUAACGUCACCUUAGCUUUGCAGAACUAAUUUUAAAACAUGUUAUAACAUGUUUUUCCCUUGGUCUAUCUAUGGUUUUAAUACAAGCAGUUACACCACACAGUUAGCUUACACACAGUAACUUCUGCUAAUAUUACAAGGUUUCUUCUCAUAUAUGUGAUAUUUACCAAAUAUGGACAUGUAUGCAAUUAGCUACAAAGAUUUUUUUUAAUACUAAGCUAUAAAGUUUACGUUGAAUUAUGAAUGAUAACUGUGUUAGCAGCAUCUUCAUAUCGUGCAUCCAGAAGGCUGUUGCGGUCAGGUAGCCGGUGUAGGUGGGAAUGCAUAGUGUCUCUGUUCUCGGGUCAGAUCAGAUCAGAUCCACCCAUGGAUGUAUUAUAAAUUAUAAGUUAGAAAGAAAUGAUUAGAAAUUAUAAGUUCUUAUAAUACAUCAAUGGAUCCACCCCUCACUCCUACCCAGCUCCACCCUCUCCUCAAAAUAUGGUUUCUUCCGGUUUCAAAAACCAGAAUGGCGACGGCCAAAACUCAAACUCCUGGCUUCAAAACGGCAGUUCACAAACCAAUGGGUGACGUCACAGUGGGUUGCCACUUGGUUGCCACUUGGUUGCCACUUGCUGUCAACACGGUACGAACCUGUAAUUUAGUGGGCUUUUAUUUUGAAAUGUGACCCGGAAGUUAUCAUCCUACCCUUGUCAUAUUUCACAGUGAGAGCAGCGGAGACAGAAACCACUUAUACUCGCAUUUAGUCAACAGUAGAAAGCAACAGUUUGCCUUUACUAAUUCUGAAAUGUCCAGACUCCAGAGUCUGAAGGUCUUCGUCAACCAGCGGCUGACCGCGGCUGUGGAGGAGAUCUUCGGACACUUUGAGAAAACAAUAACCGAGUAUGAAGAGGAGAUCACCCGCCGCCAUCGCGAGAUGCUGGAUGUGGUUCAGACACCUGAGAUAAAGCAGAGAGACGUCCAGCAGCUGCUGGUGAGGAGAGAGGAGCUUCCCCCUAAGCAGCGGGAGUGGAGCUCCAGUCUGGACCAGGAGGACCCGGAGCCCCCACACAUUAAAGAGGAACAGGAGGAACUCUGGACCAGUCAGGAGGCGUCCAACGUCAUUGGGUUCCCGUUUUCUCCUGUUCCUGUGAAGAGUGAAGAUGACAAAGAGCUUCAGUCUUCACAGCUUCAUCAAAACCAAAGUGAACCUCCAGCCUGCAGCUCAAGUGGACAGAUGGACACAGAAGCUAAUGGAGAGGACUGUGGAGGACCAGGACCAGCCAGGAACUUAGAUGCACAUAGUUUUUUACAACCACUCAGUGAUGACAAGGUUUCAAACUCCUCUGAACCUGAGACUGAAAUCAGUGACGAUGACUGUAAGGAGACAGGGGGACCUCAGCCAGGUUUAAUCUCCGGGUACAACAAUGUCCCUGUGAGUGAUGUCACGUGUAAUGCUGGAAAAAAGUCAUUUAUCUGCUGUGAAUGUGGGAGAAAAUUUGGUCGCAAGGACAGUCUGCGGCGACACAUGAGGUAUCACACAGGAGAGAAACCAUACAGUUGUUCAGUUUGUGGUAAAAGAUUUUCCCAAAGGCCAAACUUAAUUCGUCACAUGAGAUGUCACUCGGGAGAAAAACCUUUCAGUUGCUCUUUCUGUGACACGAGCUUUGCUGUGCGCAGCGCUUUGGUAAACCACAUGAGAAUCCACACUGGGGAGAAACCAUUUAGUUGCUUAUAUUGUGAGAAAAGCUUUACACAAAAGGGAGGGCUGAAAAAACACAUGACUGUCCACACAGGAGAGAAACCAUACAGUUGCCCAGUGUGUGAUAAAAGUUUUUCUCAAAAGGCAAAUCUGACGUACCACUUCUCAGUGCACACGGGACAGAAACAGUUCAGCUGCAGCGUCUGUGACAAAAGAUUCACUUGGCAGUCGCAGGUCAAGAGCCACAAGUGUGUGGGUGAGAGCAGCAGCAGUAACUGAAGCUGCAGAGCUGCUGGUUCACUGGAGGAAACUCUCUGCUGUCAACUUCUCACUUCACGCCACAGACAGUUCAGGUAGCUGUGGCACCAACAACAUGGACUGUUCUGGAACAUGGUCUCAGUGGAAAUACUUAUGAUUUCUGCUGACACAUGACAAUACUAUAGGACGUUUAUAGUACUGUCUUUGGACACAAAGGGUACAUCCCAGUUCCCUUGAUUGAACCCUCAUUUCACUCACUUGCAUCCUUUCCUUGUAUAGACCGUCCCACCAAAGACAGGAGGAGAGAGGAAGCAAGUGAAUAAUUAUUUAAUAAUAUUCAUGAAUGACUCUCUGUACCGUUUUGGCAGAACUAAGUUUCUGAUCUGUUGUACCAAUAAAGCUUAUUUGAAUUUUGAUUUGAAAACGAAACGAGACACCAUCAUCUGAAGCUUGAUCAGUUUCUGAUGAGGACCGCACAGCUGGAUCACAGCUGUCAGUCAGCUUAACUUGUGAGUGUUGGAGUUUUAUAUUUGUAUAUGGACGUUACCACCACCAGCUCAGCUGCGUUUUUUAAGUCUCUUUGUUUGAAUAUGUUUAAACUAACAGACAAACAUCUGCACAUUUUUAAAAACCUGUAUUCUGUAUUUGAACUGAGCUCACUAGUGUAAAAUGAUUUACCAGCCCAAAGAGUAAAUAAUCUAAAUGUGUCUGACAUCAACAGAAACUUUAAAACAGAUUCACUGUUUGAAGUCGACUGUGAAUCUGAAAACAGAUUUCAGUCGGUUCAGUUCACUUACAUAUAAAACUGCAGUAAUGUUGUGAUGUCCUAUGACAUUGGUCCAAUCACUAACUGAUUUCUGUGAAGGAUGUUCUUGUGUUUGCUCGAUCACGUCUCCUCUGAGCACCGGAACUUUCUUUGAGAUGGAACCAGAACCAGAUCAAGUUCAGAACAUUUAAACGAGGGAACUGAUUUGUCUCCGGUGACUUUGGUAUUUACAGACAAUAAAUGAUCUUUGAGGAACUA
Molecule: messenger RNA, 4255 nt
Organism: Seriola aureovittata
Lineage: Eukaryota; Metazoa; Chordata; Actinopteri; Carangiformes; Carangidae
Product: zinc finger protein 32-like
Exons: 2
Coding region: 2080-3252 (390 amino acids)
Cellular component (GO): nucleus
Source: RefSeq, a predicted model, not a curated record